AGUGAUCAAGAGGGAUAACUCUAGACCGACUGACGUUUCGCCUCUAUUCCAGUAUGGCCGGUCGUCUUGGUAAUCCCGGCGACCAAAUGCUCGGCUCACCUUCAACCGGUAGCCAGGUCCUUAUGAAACAACCGAAGACAACGGAACUCUUCCACGCUCGGGACAUAAUAGUAGACGUCGGGAACCGAAAUAACGCAAUGGCCAUAAAUCCGAUUCGAGCUCGUCGUUUCCAACACGCUGGAGGACACGGACACAUACACAGACACUACAACCUUACUCUGGACCUGUCCCGGUUAUCCGCCGAUCAACAACGAUGGCUAAAGGAACACCAACGACUCCACGAGAAACACAGAGGACAUGAAACCAUGCACUUAGAAAUGAUACUCAUUCUACUCGCAACACUCGUCGUUGCUCAGUUUCUGUUAGUUCAAUGGAAAGAGAGACACUUCCGAUCUUUCAAACGAGCUACUCUCCUGGGAAUGUGGCUCAUUCCCUUAGCUUUUAGUAUCAAAUUCCACUGGUACCGUUUUGUUAUUGUUUGGAUAAUAUUCUCCGUGGUGACAGCUUUUGUCACUCUGAAAGCCACGGCGAAACCGUUGUCCGGAAAUACUCCCCGCCUUGUUUAUAAGUGGUUUCUUUUUCUCUAUAAACUAAGUUACACGAUGGGAUUAAUCGGAUACUUCAUCAUAAUGUUCACCAUCUUCGGCUUGAACCUCCUCUUUCUCAUCCGAUUUCAAGCUGCCAUGGAUUUUGCGAUGCUGAUCUUGUUUUAUGGUCUUUAUUUCGGAGUUGUCGGACGGGACUUUGCCGAGGUGUGCUCCGAUACCAUGGCCGCACACAUCGGUUUCUAUACACCUUCUGGUCUCCCCAACCGCGACUACGACUGGCGGCUUUGCGCUGUUUGUGGCAAUCCUACGUCGGUGAGCUCCGAUCGGACAUCCUCGGACGACAGCAGAUAUUUGGAACAUCGGAACGACAUCGACUCAGAUAGCGACGAUCCGGACAACGUUCGACCGGUGGUUGCUGCCGAGAAGAUCUGCAAGUUAACCUGUGGUCACUCCUUCCACGAGUUCUGUAUCCGCGGAUGGUGUAUUGUCGGUAAAAAACAAACUUGCCCCUACUGCAAAGAGAAAGUGGAUUUAAAACGCAUGUUUCCCAGUCCGUGGGAGCGUCCCCACGUAUUGUACGGAAACCUUUUGGACUGGAUUCGUUAUUUGGUAGUUUGGCAACCGGUGAUUAUAGUUCUGGUACAAGGAAUCAACUGGAUUCUAGGCCUGGAAUAACCACCCACAAUGUUUCACUAAACACACAAACACAAACUGUAUUACGUCAAUUAGACGUGAGAUUGUUUCGGUUUAUCUUUUUCUCUUGUUUUAUAUUUUAUAUUUUUUUUAAACAGAUGAUGGUAUUUGAGAAUUGUUAUAAAGUUUCUGUCUAUUCUAUGUUGACAUGUGUAAAUAUAA
Octopus sinensis (East Asian common octopus) is the source of this 1463-nucleotide messenger RNA. Its product is annotated as RING finger protein 121-like. The transcript has a single exon. NCBI's taxonomy places the organism in Eukaryota, Metazoa, Mollusca, Cephalopoda, Octopoda, Octopodidae. The record is from RefSeq and is a predicted model, not a curated record. Gene Ontology annotation, molecular function: metal ion binding; ubiquitin protein ligase activity. The coding region runs from base 54 to 1283 and encodes 409 amino acids. Gene Ontology annotation, cellular component: Golgi membrane; endoplasmic reticulum membrane.